AUGCGCAAGUUCAACGUCGUUGUCCUUGGGGCUGGAGGUGUGGGGAAGUCCGCGCUUACAGUGCGAUACAUACGAGAUGUGUUCAUUGAUUACUAUGAUCCCACAAUUGAAGAGGAGUAUCGACGAACUGUGAAACUUGAUGGAGAAUUGUCUACGCUAGAAAUAUUGGAUACUGCAGGCGCUGAACAGUUCACGAGUCUUAACGAAGUCUAUAUCAAGGCAGGGCUGGGUUUUGUCCUUGUCUUCAGGCGAGUCAACGAACUGCCGUCUCCGACAUGGUCUUACUUCGUCCCUAGCUUGACUCAAGAGGCCAGUUUAAAGGAGGUCGAUCACCUGCGGCAGCAGAUAUACAGAAUCAAAGGCGGAGAUACUGACAUCCCUAUCGUCGUUGUCGGCACCAAGCUUGAUCUCGUCAACGAACGCGAAGUCCAGAAAGGUAAAAUACAAGACCUUGCCAAUCGGUGGGAACAUCCAUUCUAUGAAACGUCCGCCAAACGGAACUGGCAUGUGUCUGAUGUGUUCGAGGAUCUAUUGAGACAGAUGCGAAAGAGAUACCCGCACGACGUCCCACCGAAGAAGAGACCGAAGAGAGGGAAAGAUAGCUGCAUCAUCAUGUAA
Molecule: messenger RNA, 618 nt
Organism: Guyanagaster necrorhizus
Lineage: Eukaryota; Fungi; Basidiomycota; Agaricomycetes; Agaricales; Physalacriaceae
Exons: 7
Coding region: 1-618 (205 amino acids)
Biological process (GO): signal transduction
Cellular component (GO): membrane
Molecular function (GO): GTPase activity; GTP binding
Source: RefSeq, a predicted model, not a curated record